Phaethon lepturus (White-tailed tropicbird) is the source of this 225-nucleotide messenger RNA. RefSeq names its product mitochondrial ribosomal protein L51 (gene MRPL51). Gene Ontology annotation, molecular function: structural constituent of ribosome. The transcript has 2 exons. NCBI's taxonomy places the organism in Eukaryota, Metazoa, Chordata, Aves, Phaethontiformes, Phaethontidae. Gene Ontology annotation, biological process: translation. The record is from RefSeq and is a predicted model, not a curated record. Gene Ontology annotation, cellular component: mitochondrial large ribosomal subunit. The annotation marks the transcript as partial.
CUCACCCGCGCCUUCCGCAUCAAGGAGCCCCCGAAGCCCAAGCAGGUGGAUCGCUGGACGGAAAAACGGGCCUUGUUCGGGGUCUACGACAACGUGGGGAUCCUGGGUGGCUUCCAGAUCCACCCGAAGAACCUCAUUAUAGGGCCCAAGUGGCUGCGAGGCUGGCGGGGGAAUGAGCUGCAGAGGGGCAUCCGCAAGAGGCAGGGGGGGGGGGAUCGGAUGUUU